CGCACAGACUUUCACAUGACAAAACCAAUAGGCUCGAGUUAGUUGAUGAGCGGGGCUCAACAUUCUAGGACAUGUCUCAAACCGAUUAAUUGGAGGCGCUCGGCUGGAGACGGCGAUGGGGCUGCACGAGUUGUGGCGCCUCGUGCUGCUGGCGCUGCUGCUGGUGGCGAGCUGCCGGGGUGAAGCUAUCUGCAGUUCACCUUCCAACUGGUCUCCCGGGCUGGAAGCGAGCUGCACACAACAUGAUGCUGAACUAGCAGCGCAGCUUGUGCUGAACGCGUCACGAUGCGCAUCGCUCGAGAGCAGGGAACUGCGGAUCUUCUCUUCCUUCGCUUCGGUUUUGGGGCCGCUGCAGGACGCCGGCCGUCUGUUGGCGUCCGACGGCGGGUUCAAUCUCUCAGCCGUAGUGACGCCCAGCUUUUUCGAGCUGAGAGCGGUCAACGUCAGUGUGGAAAACUCGCGCGGCAUCCUUGACUACUAUGAUGGCUACCUCGUGCCGGCGGAGGCGCUACCGGAGAUGGCGCUGGCCGGCUUGAUAGCGCCCCUGGACCACAUCAUCAUGGAAACCCCCGACCUGAACUGGUUCCGCAUUGCUCGGUUCUUCCGGGGCGCAGCCGUGCUGCACGGCCAGGAUACGUACGGCGUGCCUCUGGGCGGGGCGCCGACACUCUUGUACUACAGGAAGGACGUGUUUGACCGGCUGGACAUACCAGUGCCAGCCACGUGGGAGCAGCUGCUGGCAACUGCGCAGCGCUGGCAGGGCGUGGACGUGAACGGCGACGGCCAGCCCGACUGGCCGUUCUGCUACAACCGCCUGGCAUACUGCGGCGGCUGGGGGCUGCAGGCUGUGGCGGCGCCCUACCUGCAGACGUCGCGGUCCGCUGGCUACAUGAUCGACCCCGCAUCUGGGUCGGUGCUUUUCGGAUCGGCGGGAUGGAUUCGUGCGAUGCAGGUGUGGCAGGCCCUGGCUGAGCUGUCGCCGCCGGAGGACGCGCACAACUGCAUCGCCACAACCAGCGACAGCUUUGACCACUUCGCGGCCGGCACGUGCAUGAUGACCUUUAACCACAUUGAGUUCUUCAAGUUCUACGCGGGGCCUGGCGCAUUGCCGGCGCUGCGCUCCAACCUGGGCGUGGCACUGGUGCCCGGCAGCGCCGUGGUGCUCAACCGCACAAGCGGCCAGCUAGUGGGCUGUAGCGCCGCAAUAUGCCCCACAGCAUCCUACGAGCAGGACUUGCCGGCGCCCUGGGAGCUUCAGGAGCUGGCGGCAGCUGUGCAGCAGCCGGUGGACACCACGACUUCCGGCGGCGAUGGCGCCACAGCGCCGCCGACAACGGCGUCGCGUGUCGGGACGCAGAACGGGACCGCGACGCAGGCACCAACGCGGACGGUGAAUCAGACGCUCCUCGUGAAUCGCGCCGCCUACAUGCUUGGCGGCGUGGUGGGCGUGGUCAGUCGGCGCAACCCGCGCGCUGUGCAGGCCCAGGUUGUGGACCUGUUCUCGCGGCUCACCUCGCCAUCACAACUGGGCAUGACGCUGCAGACGCGGCCAGGCACAUUCCUGGGCCCCUUCCGCACCGACCACUGGAGCCCCGCCUCCGCGCACUACUGGACCACCGCGGGCUACGAGCCGUCAGCGGUGUCGGACAUGCUGCUGGCGGUAUCGCAGGUGUACACAGGCAACAACCAGGUGUCCACGAUGCGGCUGCCGGGUCAGCCCGAGGUGGAAGCUCUGCUGACGGCGGCGGCGGCGGCCCUGGACAACGGCACGGAGCCGGCGGCGGUGGCGGCGCGGCUGGAUGCGGGCGUGCCGGCGGCGCUGGAUGCGGGGUGGGCGCCGUAUGUGCUGGCUGACGUCAGUGGCAAGGGCGGCAACAGCAGUAGCAGUAGCGAGCUGCCGGGCUGGCUGUUGCUGUACCGGGUCCAGGUCGGGUACACGGAGCCGGUGGCGCCGGUCCAGCCGCCUCUGCCGCCCAAUACCAACUCCACAUCCGUGUCCAAGCAGGCCAUCGUGGUCAUCGCGGUGGUGCUAGGGCUGGUGGCGGCGCUCACAGGCGUCGUGGCGCUGGAGGUGCGGAACAAGCGGCGGCACAAGGACCUGUUGGGCCGCGUGAAGCCGCCGCUGGGCGACCCAGACACCACCAUCGUGGUGGCCUCCAUUCAGGACUUUGACGAGCUGUGGGAGGCGCUCAUCAGCGACGCCAGCGAGCGGGCGCUGCAGCAGUUCAGCGACCUAGUCGACGACCUGCUCAGCAGGUUCAGCGGCUACCGCGCUCCCUCGGAGGAGGAGGACGUGGUGGUGGCUUUCCACUGCCCGCGCGACGCCUGCGAGUUCGCGCUGGAGCUGCAGCGCGGCCUGCUGGCGCAGCGCUGGCCGCGCCACGUGCUGGAGAUGGAGCAGUUCCGGCCGCACUACCUGGCGCAGAGGAAGAAACCGAGCUUCAGUCAGAGCUACGGGCACGGGCCCUCUCGCGUGCCGCUGUCGCCCUUGGUUACGACUGGGCCCAUGGCUGAGGACGACGACAAGCUUUUCACGCUCGACACGCGCGCCGACAACGUGCGGUCCUUCGGCGAGCAGUGCGUGGCGUCGUGGCAACACGCCGAGCCGCACACGCCGGACGCGGAGCUGGCGUUCUGCGGCAUUCGCGCGCGCCUGGGCGUGUGCGCGGUGGGGUUCAGCCGACUGGGACUGGAGCUGGAGCCGGGGCACCGGCGCUACAUAUUCAGUGGCGAGGCGGUGGAGGUGGCUGCCGCGGCUGCCGCUGCGGCCCAGGGCGGCAUGGUGCUCAUCCCGCAGUCCACCUUCCGGCAGCUGCACCUGGAGAUGCUGGCAGAGCAGUGCCUGUUCUGCCACCUGGGCGAGUACCAGCUGACCUCCGAGCUGCCGCCCAUGGACCUGUACCUGGCGCUGGACCGCCAGCUGCUGGGCCGACUGGCGCUGUUCGGGCCGCUGUCCUGCUACCUGCAGUGGAGCCAGGGCGCCUUCGCCGCGCCCGUGCACUCGGCCAGCAUGGUGUUCACACACGUGGUGGGCGUGCAGACGCUGCUGGCGUGGAACUACGACCUCAUGCAGGACGUGAUCGAGACGUUCACGCGGCUGGCGCAGGUGGAGCUGCAGCAGGCGGGCGGCUACCUGGUGGAGCACGUGGAGGGCUUCAUGCUCACCGCCUUCCACUCGCCCGCGGACGCCAUCCUGUGGGGCCUGCGCAUGCAGGAGCUCAUGCUCAAGGAGGACUGGCCCGACGAGCUGCUGUCACAUGAACUGUGUGAGGAGGUGACGGUGACGGUGCCGGUACGCGGCGGCGAGGUGACCAGCGCUACGGUGUUCCGGGGGCCCCGCCUGAAGACCGGCAUCGACAUCGGCCAGGUGCUGGCGCGCCUGCACACCAUGACCGGCCGCAUGACCUACCGCGGCAAGGUCAUGAACCGCGCCGCGCGCAUCAGCGCCGCCGCAAGCAGCGGGCAGGUGCUGUGCAGCGCCGAGGCCUGGGAGAGCUGCACCGCCAACCCCAACGCCCUGCGGCUGGUGUCGGGCACCAGCCUGGGCCUGUUCCAACUCAAGGGCAUUGCGGAGCGCAUCGAGGUCUUCCACUGCACGUACCAGCGGCAGUUCCCCGCAGCCGCCUCCACUCGUCGCAGCAGCACCGUGUCGCAGGGCAUGCACUCCUCCGACAACCACACCGCCGCGACGGCGGCGGCGGUGGCGGCGGCCGCCGGCAGCUUGGCCGCCGCCGCCAGCACGCGCCGCCGCUCCACCGUAGUGCUGUCCACCACCUCCCACCACUCGCACCACCUCUCCUCCCACCACACCGGCUCACACCGCACCUCCCACCACACCGGCUCGCACCGCACCUCCCACCACACCAGCGCUGCCUUCGAGCACGCCUCCGCCUCGGCCUCCGCCUCCGAGGCUCUCGGCCACGUCAUCGUGGGUGGCGCCGCCGGCAUCGGCGCCGUCGGCGGCGCCGCCGGCAUCGGCGCCGUCGGCGGCGCCGCCGGGCGGCGGCCGUCGGCGGCCUCGUCAGCCAUGGCUGCCCGCAGCAGCAUGGGGCCGGUGCACGUGACGGACAUGCUGACGCUCAUGGGAGUGGACCAUUCGGCGGGCGCCGCGCCGGGCAGCAUGCCGGGAGUGGCCAUGGGCCACAUCCCUGCCUCACCCACGCAGCCCACGCCGCUGCUGGUGCCUAUCGCCGCGAGCGGCAUCGCAGACGCGGCGGGCAUGGCCGCCGGCCCCGGGACCGGCACGGGGCCUUCAGGCAGCUCGCCUGGAUCUCGGUGGCACGGCGGCGCAGGCGGAGGUGGCGCGGCGGCGGCGGCUGUGGCGCCGGUGCCAGGGGUUUCCAUGGGUGGGCAGAGUAGCGUUGGCGGGUCACCGAGCAGCAACGGCCCAGCCACCGCUGUGGCGACGGCGCGCGCUGCCCUGGCUGCAGUGCUGCAGUCCCGCACGCGCUCCGCCUCCGCCAUCCACCUCUCCAACCAGCAGCAGCCCCUCCGCACGCGCUCGGCUCGCAGCCGCCGGCCAGCACUGGCGCCGGCGCCAGGCAGCAGCGCAGACUCAGCCUCCGAGCCGCAGGUUUCCCUGCUUGACUCCGCCGGAGCGCCUCCCGGCGUGCCCGGAUCCCCGGGCCCCUCAGUGCUGGGCCUCGCCGCCCGGACCGCCUCUCGAAACCGGCUCGCGGUGCUGCAGGCGGCGGCGGCAGCACCAGGUGCCGCCGACGCGCGUCUGGCGUCACCCAAGGCGGCGGCCCAACUCGAGCGGCCCGGCGGCGGGAACUUGGGAGGCGGCGGCAGCUUCGGACAUGGCAGCAGUGGCGAAGGCGACGACGGCGGCGAGGAGGACGACGAGGAUGGCAUGGCGGCACUGACUGCGGCGUCCGUGGCGGCGGCGGCGGCGGCGCACCAGCAGCAUAUCUUCGGCACCAGCACGGUCGCCGCCGCCGCUGUGGCUGCGGGCGGCAGCGGCGCCAAUGCGGUCGCGGCGGUGUACGCGAUGCUGCCGAGUGUGGUGCUGUCGGCAGGGGUGCCGCACGCGGCUGUGUCCGCCGCCGCGGCAAAUGCAGCGACAGCGGCGUCCUCGAGCAACCCUGCAAACCUGCACCCGCCCAGCGGCGUGGGGCUGGCGCUGGAGCUCAUUGACGAGGCGGGGGCGAACGAGGGAGACGGUAGCAGCGCCGAAGCCAGCGUGAGCAGCAAGCGGACGAAGACCGGAACGGGCGUGGCAGAGGUUGCCGCCAGCGCUGCCGCGAUGUUGGGGCCGUCGGCGGCGGUCUCGCCGCGCCCAGGCGAGCCGUCUCCCAUGCUGGCCACCAUCGGCGAAGUGGUGCUUGGCAAAAGCGCCUCCUUUGGCCUGGCCGGCGCCAACAGCACCUUCCCUGGUAGUGGGGCCUCCGAGGGCGGUGCCGCCGCGACCACCACGCCGGGUAACGCUCACGACAGUGGCAGCGCUGCAGGCCGACAGCACCCCGGCUCCGCGCGCGUCCGCCGCCGCAGCCGCGGUGGCAGCGGCGGCUCCGCCGGCGCCUUGCUGCGCUCGCCCAUCCAGCUGCCGCUGCCGCCGCCGCAGCCAUCGUCGGCGCUGGCGCUGUCCGGCAACGUCUACAGCAGCGACUUCGGCGCGGCCUUUGGCGACACGAUGGAGGGCGCCAGCGCCGCCGCCGCCGCUGCUUAUGGAUGCCCGGUGUCGCACCUGCUCGCCGGCGCCGGCGGCGCCAACGCCGAACCCCCCUUCGACAAGCCUUUGGUCGAGACGUUGGAGGUGACGGCGUCCACAAACGGCCUUGGCCGCACUGGCUACGGUAUCACCGCCUCCUCCGCCGCUGACUCCAUUGGCAGCUCCCUGCAGGGCGGCGGAGGCGGAGGCGAGGGCAGGCAGGUUGGGCGGACCGGAAGCGCCACAAGCGGCCACAUGGCGUACCUGGCAGGCAUUGGCGCGAUCAGGGCCGCGCCGGCGACACACACCACCGCCAGCGGCAGCGGCUUUAACGUGGCCAGCGCCAACAGCGUCGAGAGCCCGGUGCACAGCGGCAGCACGCCGCAUACCACCGGCGGCGGCAUCAGGACGCUAGUCGCCAGCGCCGGCGCCAACAACGGCCACGGAGGUGCGGGCGGCGCAGCGAAGGUGCUGUCAGCGGCGGCGGCCGCGCUCACGAGCCCCGUGGGCAGCGGGGCUGCGGGCGGCAGCGGUAGCAGCAGCAGCGGCGGCGGCGGCGGCGCGGGCGUGUUCAAACGCACGCCGCGCAGCUCCCUGGCCUCGUCCCCUUCGCACCUGCACUCUCCGCCGCAGUCGCAGCCGCACGCACACAGCUUAUUGGGCACGCAGCUCCCACAGCAGCAACAGAUGCCGUUGCCAUCGGCGCCGCUGGGCCUGACACUGCCAGCGCCGGCGCUGGUGUCCGCCGAAGGCACCGAGUCCUCAGCUGCCCAGGCGUCUGUCGCCAGCUCUGUCCUCAAUAUCGUGUCCUCAAGCCUCGACCCCCACACCGAAGCCCUGGCCGCCGCCGCCGCCUCUGCAGCGGCCGAUGCCGCGCAUGGCAAAGACGCAGCACGGGCAGUAGAGUCGAAGACCAGUGGCGACACGCCAUCGGAGGGUGUGCCUGCAACAGCUGUGCCGGCGGUGGCUGCCGAUGCGGCAUCAGAGCAAGCGGCGGCGGGCCGAGAGCAGCUGAGCUUGGCUCCGGCGGUCGCGGCCGAGGCUCAAGGCCAGCACGAGCAGUCAGGUACAGGAGCAGCAGGGGCGCAACAGCCGGCGCUGGAUGGCGAGCCGGCGAGGGAGGGCGCCGCCGCCAGCGGGGAUGCUGUCCCCGGUUCCGCGCAAGCAGGCACGGAGCACGGCUCUGCCGGCAGCGGCAACCUCCGAGUCGUGACCGGCGCAAAGGCAGGAGCAGCACCUGUCAAUAUCAGCGGACCGGCCGUAGGUGGCAAGCACUUGCAGAGCGGUGUCACGGCGCCGCCAGGCGCCAGUGGCGGCGCAGCCGCGGCGGCCGCCAUUGCUGCCGCCGGCCGGCCUGGCCGCGCCAUGGGCGUUGUAUCCAGCGAUAUGCCCUCCAAUGUGGCCUCACCGGGCAGCCCCUGGGUCAGCGGCUACAGCGAGUUGGACAGCACACUGGCCGGCGCCGCCAGCUCGGUCUACGCCUACUCGGCUGGCGGCGGCGCCGGCGGCGGCGGCGCCGGCAGCCGCCAGGUGCUGCGGAUGGCGGCUGCCACAUCGACCGGGUCGGUGUCGGUUCCGGGAUCCGCGCCGACGCCGGCAGCGAUGUCAUCGACGGCGGGCGGCGGCGGCGUGGUGCUCGUGCGCAGCCGAGCAGGCGGGCGCGGCGUGGUGCGGCCGGGCUGCAGCGGCAGCGUGGAGGGCAGCGGCGCGAGCAGCGUCGAGGAGAACGGCGGCCCCCUGGCGGCGGGACCUAUUGACGAUCUUAGCAAUGGCGGCGGCAGCGGCAGUGGCGACAGCGGCCCCGCAGCGGUCACCGACACGCCCGGUGGAGCGUCGGGGGCGCUGCGGGUGCCCUCUCGCAAGCAACUGCGCGGUGGCGGCGCUGGUGGUGGCGGCGCCAACGGAAGCGCUGGCAGCGGCCGUGGCGAGGGCCGGCGGCUCAGCCCCAUUCGCAGCUCCAGCAACACAGCAGACGGCGGCACCCCCUCGCUGGCGGCGGCGGCGGCAGUGUACGGCAUCGACAUGCCACCCGAGGCUGCGUACCAUAGCAGCGGCAACGAUGACAACGCUGCCCUGGCAGCGGCGUUUGGGGUUGGCAUGCCGCCGCCGCCGCCACCAGUUGCCCCUGCAGACCGCAGCCGGGGUGGGUUCCAUGGUGACUUGGCCGCGGCGGCGGCGGCGUUUGGGGUCGGGCCGCCGCCGCCGGCGCCGCUGGCUGGCCUCGGUGACUACAACCUGCCAGGUGUCAGGAGCCCCACGCCAGAGCAGCUGGCGGAGGCGAUGAAACUACUUGGAGAGUCGCACCACUAACCAACAUUGGAAGCGCACUAACAUGCUUAAGAACACGAAAGAUGUGCUGAAGUUGAAGGAGAUCGAGGUCAAUCAAGACAGUCUCCCUGCCGCUGCCGGUGAAGUGGUUGUUCGCGUUGGCAGUACUGCUUGUCGCGCUACUGCUGCGCCUGCUACUGGGAGCAGUGAUGAUCAGCAGGCGGCUGCGCCUUGCCAAGCUUGUUUGUUCCUUGUUUUAGCCAACGCAUAUACGCAUUGGCCACGUGCAAUGACUGAAGGUCUCCUGAAGGCAAACGUCUGGCCGUUGAAGACGUCGGGCUUGAUAGCAAUAAAGUGCGCUUCACGAUUGCGGAAGUCUGGACGCAUCGGGCGAUGGCGGGGUGCGAUUAGGCGGCAUGAUCUUUGUUUGUUCUGAUGAACGGUGCCACGAUAGCGCCGGGUUGUCCCUGCAUGUGUCCAGGCGUUGCAGGAUUGUGGUAGGGGAGCGCUAGGGCAGCUGACACUGCUGCUGCGCUUGAAAUCAUGUUUGGAGCUUCCGUAGAUUACAUGCGCAGUUCGUUGAAAUGAUGUGUGGUUGGCUGUGACCCAUAUCCCGGUCCGCCAGCAUGGGUAGUUGGCAAGGUGACCAAGCGGGCGGACCAGUCAACCAGGUUCCAUUACGGGUGACUCCGUGCGUGCACGUGUAAGCAAUGAAGGCAUCUCUGUGCAGGCGUGUGCGCUGGAAGGAAAGCAGCGCUUGGCCGUGUUGAUAUGGUAGCAGCAGUGUGCGUUUGGUAGCAGCAGUGUGCAUAUGGUCACGCUUGUGGAAAAGUUCGAAAGGUACUUGUACAGGAUGUCGCUUCGCUCCCGGGGCUUAGCCCGUAGUCGGAGUCGAAUAAUCGGACCAUGAGCGCGUCCCCAGGUGACAAGCAGCGGUGACGUGGCUACGCCAUGCCGGUAUGCUGACGUCUGUUUACGAUAUGGUGCCAAGGGCUGUCGCUCUGGUGCUGUGGUGCAGUAACUUGGGCCCUAUCUGGCCGGCUAACUUUGCAGUGGGGCUGUAAGCUUGCCCGCCCUGCCUGGCCGCUUAAAAAAUGUUGUUGUGGAGCGGAGGUCGCGUCCGAAGGCAGGUGUGAAGGGGUAUCUCCGUCGUGGAGGGAGUACUGGUGGUUAACUGCAGCGCACAGUUGGCUCACCCGCAUGCUUUGUGCGUUGAUAACGUGGUAGCCUUGAAUGCGAACUGCGUGUGUUGGUAGCAAUGAAUGAGUAGAGCGUGACGCGGGGAGUCCUUCAGGACACCCUGCAGGACCAAAUGGCCUCCUGAGCAUUGACAGGUUGACAGGCAUUGUGACAGAGGCGCCCUCUACCUGACAAAGUGGUUUGUAAGGUACACGCUGU
Molecule: messenger RNA, 9316 nt
Organism: Chlamydomonas reinhardtii
Lineage: Eukaryota; Viridiplantae; Chlorophyta; Chlorophyceae; Chlamydomonadales; Chlamydomonadaceae
Exons: 21
Coding region: 116-7960 (2614 amino acids)
Source: RefSeq, a predicted model, not a curated record